CGCUGUAUUUAAGCGGCUGCAACCCUGUCGGGUGUCGGCGUCGGCAGUCGGCACGUGUGUUUGGCUCCGGGGAGGCAGGCAGGCGGGAAGGCACUGGCUCGGCAGGGGAGGUCGUAGGUAAAUUCGUCGCAUUUCCACGCCGUUCUCAGCUCCCGCAGAGGACGAGGACAGCUGACGAUGGAGUACGACAUGAUCUUGCCAGCCAUAACAGGCGCCUCGGGAGUGUUCGCAGGCUGUGCCGUCCUCUACAGCAGGCUAAGACCACAUUUUCCUGUUGAAGUAAACUGCUGGUUUUGUAACAAGAACACCAAAGUAGCCUUCCGGCUGUGUGAGAGCUGGUACUGCCCAUCUUGUCAACAGUAUAAUGGCUUCACAGAGGAUGGUGAUUACAACCGUGACCUACCAGCCCAGUAUUGUGAGAGCUUGAAUGUAACUUCGCGGGAUUACAAAGGACUGCAGGGUGGAAGUAGGCCCACACUGUCCCUUGGAAAUGGGUUUUGUCAGACAUGUAAUCUCAACCAAACCCUUAAAGUGCGGGCUCUGGCGGAUUAUACGCCCAUCCACCCUGACAACUAUGACAAGGAAAUAGAGGAUUACAGAAAGAGGUUAGAAAAGACAUAUGCACUGUGCAGAGCAUGUGAAGCAACACUUCAUCAGACACUUGGCAAACAAGAUUCUUGGUUGAAACCAAAACUUAUUUCCUGGAGAUUGAAGAUGACAGCAGAGAACAAGGCCAAGUUGGUGUUGAAUUGUCCCGAGAGUUCAUUUGGCACGCCUUUUUUUCUCCAUCCACUGCGCUUUGUGGGGCUGCUGAUCUCUCUAGUGGUGUUCUUAAGCAGUCUCCAUCACCUGCAACAAGACUCUGGCAAACAGGUGGUAAAAUUGGACUUUGGCCUGGGCCUGGAGCAACACCUUGAUGCCCUCUACAUGUUCACAUCCCCCCUUGUCAUUGCGGGCCUUGUUCUUCUGCUCCUCAGCAUCUUUGGCUCAGGAAAGGAAAUUUUAUUGGUGUCUGAUGCAAUCACAAGUUUCAUCUGGAUUGGCCUUUUGGCACUGUGUUCAUCAAAGCAUCUGAUGUCAAAUAAGGAUUAUAAUUCACUUCAGGUGCUUGUGUCUGGAAUAGCUGUCCUCCUCACUGCCUGGACUCUAUUUGUGCCAAGAAGCUUCAGAGGAACCAAAGUGAUGCCAAGACAGUGUCUCAAUAAAAGUGGAGCGAGUGAUACUUCAGCCAGGAAAUUGGAUGAUUCACAAAGCACCCUCAAUGGCAGCUUCACUGAUGAGCUUCCAGGCUGUUCUCCUCCUCAGACAUCUGAUACAAACAAUAAGGUGUCCUUCACUCCUGACCACCCAGGUGAAAAUCUUGUGGCAGCUAACACUUCGGAUGCUGCUAUGGGACUGGAUGCCACUUUGGGCAGCCUUAAGAUCAGCACUCCACUGAAGGCAGACACCAGAAGCCAUAACAGCAUCCCUAUUUCUCCUAGGCUUUUGUUCUCAGAAAAAAUAGGAUAUAGUCCAAAGCUCAAUGGUUCAUACUGCAUGCAUAAGAACCCAGUGAGUCCUCCACGUUUGUCUGCCAAGAACAUCACCCAGUCCUCCUGGGUAGCUGGGGGUUAUUGGGGCCAUCCUGUCAGCCCGACACGAGAGGUCUCUUCCCAUCAUGCAGUGCCACUGUUCAGUCAGAUCUCCUCCCUUAAUCCCUCUUACCCAUUGUCCCGAUCCUCCAGCCAAAGUUCAGGAUUCAUUUCCCAGAGUAGUGGACCAACUGCCUACAGAAUUCAAGGGCCAUGUAGCCUUCCCAACUCUCGUCAUGGUUCUCUCUGUGGGGACUUUGACCAUGGCUCUGUGCUGUCUGAACCUGCCUACAAACCUUGGGGAAUGGUUCCUUCACUCUAUCCAUCUGACUCUGCCUCCCAGUGUGGUCAGUCCAAGCACCCUGGGCAGUCAAAGAGUGAUGCCCAGUCACUUCACAGUUGCAGCUCUGCCUACUCUGACUGUUCUCUCAGAUACACUCCACCUUCUCCUAUUAGCAGCAGCUCCACAGUGUAUCAGACCACACAAAGCAAUGUGAGGGAAAGUUGCAGCAGUGGUGGUCAGCUACAAAAUAGAGUUUUUGGGGAAGGAAGAGAAGGAGGUAUGAAGGGACUAACAUCCACUAAAUAUGAUCAAAACUUUGCUCUUACUUGUCGUAAUCCAUGGUUUGCAUUUUUCUUGGGGAUGAGUUUUGCUGCAAAUGGUUUUCUAGUGGCAUUACUUUACAUGCAAGCAGAUGUACAUUUUUUUUGGAGCAGUUGAGAUGACAUUAAAAUUAGACUAUUACUUUUCUUAUAUUUUGUAACUAUUUUCAUUAUGAUGGUGAUUAUUAUUACCAUGAUUAUUAUAACGUUUUUAACAUCACUACAAAUCAUUUACCUGUAAGCACAUGUACAAACUUAGGGGGCAGUUGAGGUGAAAGAUAUCAGUUUAUUCUUUUGUUAUAUAUUUACUAUUUUUAUUAUUAUUAUUAUUAUUAUUAUUAUUAUUAUUAUUAUUAUUAUUAUUAUUAUUAUUAUCAUUAUUAUUAUCAUUAUUAUUAUUAUUAUUAUUAUUAUUAUUAUUAUUAUUGUUAUUAUUAUAAUUAUUUAUUUUUAUUAUUAUUGUUAUUAUUAAUUAUAACUUCAAUUUUUUUUGUCAUUACAUAUUAUUUCACCAUUUUUAUAAUUUGGGGAAAGUGUCCUGAAGAGCUGUGAAAAUUCUAUAAUGUACAAAUAUUUGCAUGGACCUGAAGAGAAAGUAGAUGAUCUUGCAUUGCUCCCUGAUAUUUAAGAGAUUAAAAUUUCCUUAGGAUUUAAAAGAUUGAGCAUAUAUGUUAUUCAGACCAUUCCGGUAAGUGUAUGUGACCUCCAACUGUGAUACUCUUGUCAUGUUUUUGCAUUGAGUGGGACCAUACUAUUGUUACCUCUUUCAAGAAAUAUCAGGUCCUUUGUCUCUUCUGGUAUAUUUAUAUCAUCCAAAGAUCUGAUGGCCUGGUAUAAUUACAACAGAUGAUGAUGCUUUCUAAUAUUGAAUACAGUUGGGCUUUAAGUUGAUAAUUAUUUUCUUUCUUGAUUUUCUGUAGAAGGGUGUCAGUUGAAGCAUGUCAAGAAAUUCACAAGUUCGACUUGGUUUUAGGAUUUUAUUCCGUGUGACAUUGGAGUUUAUGUACAUUUUUAGGGAGUGAAUGUUUGAGAUGAGCAAUGUGUCGGGCUGGGGAAAAAAAAAAAAAAAAAUGCUUCAAGGAAUGUACACCCUCCUAGCAGUUGUCUAAGUUCUGUGUUUUGCUGUGAAAAACAUUUCAGGGUAAAAAGAGACAUGUCUGCAAAUGUCAUUACCUCUCCAUGACAGUGCAACUUGUUGUCCUUGUCUUUUAUCAGGCAUUGGCCUUUGUAUAUAGAUUGCAUUAGACUACAGCCAGGUUUUAAAGGCAUUAGAAUAUGGGUUAUAUUGUGCCAUACAGGAAAUGUUUAUCUACUACAGUCAUCACUGCCAGUCAAUGUAUUUUCAUAGUGGGUAUUACAGAGCAUAUUUCUCUGUAUGACCUCACAGUUUUUUUUAGUUUCUUUUUGGUUCUGGUUCAUUAUCAUGUCAUUCUAGUAUAUGGAGUUUCAUAAUUUAAGGGGAGCGUCCGCCACUUCUUUAAUUAUUAGCGUAUGAUCCUGAUUAUAUUCAUGUGAAAUGUAUGCUUAGGUUGAAGUAACAUAUGCUUACUUUCAGAUCUAUAAGUUGAUACAUAAUAGCAUGAAAAAAUAAAAUGUAACUUUUAAAAAAAAUCAACUUUCAAUUUCUCUCUCAUCUAUUGACCUACACUGCUGAAAAAAAUUACCAAAGAAACUUAAAGCAGAAUCCAAAAGAUUCAUAAUAGAAAUUUUUUCAAUUUUGUUGGUGUAUCUAAGAUAUUAAUUUUUUUCUGACAAUUAUUCCUUAAUUGAAAACUCAUAAUGAAAAACUUGCACUUCAGCUCCUCUUUACAAUGAUGCAUUGUUUAUUAAAAUCAGUCUAAUAACGGCAAAGUUAUUGCAGAAAAACUGAAACUAAUCCUGUUUUCUAAGAAGGAGAGUUAAAGUCUGUGGGGACUUAAACAGUUCGCCCUUUAAACGUAGAUGCCUUCCCGGUUGGUAUUCUUUACUAAAUUCCAGUUUUUUCUUUGUUUUGAAGGACUUUGUGUGUCUGAUGGUGUCCUUUUCUUGGAAAUCCUGGUCACGAGCUGACGUACGAAAAUUAUCUCAGGUUCCUCUGGGGUGACUGAUGUAUGUGUCAGCUCUUCUGCCUCCAAGGCCAUCACAGAUGCUAGUUUGCCUCAAGAUGCCAUAUGAAUAUUUUAGACCAUUUUCUAUGCUGAAACAUGACGAUGUAUGCACCUGUGUAUGGCUCUUUUUUUUUUCCCCCACAUGUCCCAGCCUACCGGCAUGUAGGCUUUCUUGAGGGGCCUGGAUGGUAGUCGGUCCCAGCUCGUCAUGGCACAGGAAAGUGUUUUAUAGUGACGUGAGUGACAAGCGGAAGAGGGGGAUUCAGCCAUAACUGUCAUUUUUCCUUAUCUCUUCACAAUAUUUUGCCACAAGCUAGCCGAGGCAUGUACGAAGACAUUAAUUUUUUCAAUUUUAUCGAUUUAAAAAAAAAAAAAAAAAAAAAAAAAAAACGGCAGAUGCUCUCCUUAACCCGUACAGUGUCUUCUUUUGUCCUAGAUAGGAACCCUAAAGUGUGAGUAAUGUAUAAGUACUUCUUUACAUCACAAAAAACUAAAAAUAAACAAAUUGUAAGUAAGUACAACAAAAUGGUUGGAUGCACAUCAGGCAACACCGCUCGCUUCAAGGCUGUGUGUACUACAACCGUAGCUUAUAAAGUUCAACAUUAUACUAUGAAGCUUC
This is a messenger RNA of Eriocheir sinensis (Chinese mitten crab), 4880 nucleotides long. RefSeq names its product transmembrane protein 201 homolog. Gene Ontology annotation, cellular component: nuclear membrane. The coding region runs from base 178 to 2292 and encodes 704 amino acids. Lineage: Eukaryota; Metazoa; Arthropoda; Malacostraca; Decapoda; Varunidae. Gene Ontology annotation, biological process: nuclear migration along microtubule. The record is from RefSeq and is a predicted model, not a curated record. The transcript has 8 exons. Gene Ontology annotation, molecular function: lamin binding; actin filament binding.